GGGUGUCAGCGGGGAGUCAUGAAGAGGAGUGGCACACCAGUGUGGGACAGAAGGAGCUACAGGCCCCCUCCCACAUUAAAGAGGAGCAGCUUCAUGAUGAAGAUGAAGCUCAGUCCUUACAGCUUCAUCACAGUCAAAGUGAGGAGAACAGAGGGGCGGAGCUUGUAAGUCAACACAUCACAGAAGCUGAUGGAGAGCAUUGUGAAGAUAUCAAGUCAGAACCAGACAGCAUCUUUGCUCCACUGUCAGACAUGGACCACAUGAUGUCACACUCUUCUGAUCACAGUGACCACAUCCAAAAACCUUUGGAGAGUAAAAAUGACUCUAAAGGUGAUACGAGACAUCACACUAACAACAAACACUUUGAGUGCUCUGAAUGUGGGAAAUCAUUUAGAAAGAAGAGUCAUUUUACAGAACACAUGAGAACACAUACUGGAGAGAAACCUUUUGCUUGCUCAGCUUGUGCUAAAAGAUUCAAAACUAAGAAGGAAAUGAUAUUACACAUGAGAACACACACAGGUGAGCAAUCUUUUGCUUGCUCUGUUUGUAAGAAGAGUUUCUCCAGAAAGGAACACAUGACCACACACAUGAGAACACACACUGGAGAGAAACCUUUUACUUGCUCUGUUUGUAAGAAGAGUUUCUCCAGAAAGGGUGACAUGACCACACACAUGAGAACACACACUGGAGAGAAACCUUAUGCUUGCUCAGCUUGUGCUAAAAGAUUCAACACUAAGAAAGUCAUGAUCACACACAUGAGAACACACACAGGUGAGAAACCUUUUACUUGCUCUGUUUGUAAGAAGAGUUUCUCCAGAAAGGGUGACAUGACCACACACAUGAGAACACACACUGGAGAGAAACCUUUUGCUUGCUCAGCUUGUGCUGAAAGUUUAAACACUAAGAAGGAACUUAUAUUACAUGUGAGAACACACACAGGUGGUAAACCUUUUACUUGCGCCGUUUGUAAGAAGAGUUUCUCCAGAAAGGAACACAUGACCAGACACAUGAGAACACACACUGGAGAGAGACCUUUUGUUUGCUCAGCUUGUGCUAAAAGAUUCAACACUAAGAAGGAAAUGAUAUUACACAUGAGGACACACACAGGUGAGAAACCUUUUACUUGCUCUGUUUGUAAGAAGAUUUUCUCCAGAAAGGAACACAUGACCACACACAUGAGAACACACACUGGAGAGAAACCUUUUACUUGCUCUGUUUGUAAGAAGAGUUUCUCCAGAAAGGGUGACAUGACCAUACACAUGGGAACACACACUGGAGAGAAACCUUUUGCUUGCUCAGCUUGUGCUAAAAGAUUCAACACUAAAAAGAAAAGUAUAUUACACAUGAGAACACACACUGGAGAGAAACCUUUUGCUUGCUCAGCUUGCGCUAAAAGAUUCAACACUAAGAUUGAAAUGAUGUUACACAUGAGAACACACACAGGUGAGAAACCUUUUACUUGCUCUGUUUGUAAGAAGAGUUUCUCCAGAAAGGAACACAUGACUACACACAUGAGAACACACACUGGAGAGAAACCUUUUACUUGCUCUGUUUGUAAGAAGAGUUUCUCCAGAAAGGGUGACAUGACCAUACACAUGAGAACACACACUGGAGAGAAACCUUUUGCUUGCUCAGCUUGUGCUAAAAGAUUCAACACUAAGAAGAAAAUUAUAUUACACAUGAGAACACACACUGAAAAGAAACCUUUUGCUUGCUCAGUGUUAGAAUAAUUAUGUAUAUAUUAUCACACUAACUUUAGUAUCCUUAAAGUCUGUUGCUUUAGUUAUUAGUUAUUGUGCUCAAGUUAGACUUUUCUAUU
This is a messenger RNA of Nerophis lumbriciformis (worm pipefish), 1819 nucleotides long. RefSeq lists its product as uncharacterized. Lineage: Eukaryota; Metazoa; Chordata; Actinopteri; Syngnathiformes; Syngnathidae. Gene Ontology annotation, cellular component: nucleus. Gene Ontology annotation, molecular function: RNA polymerase II transcription regulatory region sequence-specific DNA binding; DNA-binding transcription factor activity, RNA polymerase II-specific. The record is from RefSeq and is a predicted model, not a curated record. Gene Ontology annotation, biological process: regulation of transcription by RNA polymerase II; embryo development.